Pogona vitticeps (central bearded dragon) is the source of this 1250-nucleotide messenger RNA. Lineage: Eukaryota; Metazoa; Chordata; Lepidosauria; Squamata; Agamidae. The record is from RefSeq and is a predicted model, not a curated record.
ACGAAACAGAACCCAGCGAAAGGUCCCGCUAGCAGGCAUGACAGGUCAUUUACUGCAGCUGGUUUGCACAAGAUGCGGUUCCUCCUUUUCUCUGAGCGGCUGGCUCUGGAGUUUGGCUCUUAGCUGGCAAACCUUAACGACAGACUGAGCUUUGUCAGGGAUGAUCGGCUACCUGGCUUGGUUUCGCUCUUAGGGGGAUGCUAGAAGGAGCCCGGAAUGCCUUAUGUGGAUCGUCAGAACCGAAUCUGUGGGUUUCUAGAUGUUGAGGACCGCGAGGUGUGUGGCAAGUUCCUCCGGAGAUAUUUCAUCCUGGAUACCCAGGCCAACAGCCUUCUGUGGUACAUGGACAAUCCCCAGAAUUUGGCUGUAGGAGCAAAACCUGUUGGAUCUUUGCAGCUGACCUACAUUUCUAAGGUCAGUGUGGCUACCCCAAAACAAAAGCCGAAGACACCUUUCUGUUUUGUUAUUAAUGCGUUGUCCCGGCGCUAUGUCUUGCAAGCCAAUGACCAAAGGGAUCUUCAGGACUGGGUGGAGGCCCUCAACCGAGCCAGCAAGAUCACGGUGCCGAAGGGUGGAAGUUUGCCCUUAACGACAGAGGUGGGGAAACAUCCCUACAGGACCGAGAUCAUCGGUGGGGUGGUGGUGCAGACCCCCAUCUCAGUCAACCAGAAUGGAGGGGACAACUCUGAAGGCAGUGAGGUCGCUGGCCACCCCCUUUUGAGAAGGUCCCAGAGUUACAUCCCCAGUACUAAAACACCCACCGGACCACCAGUCCUCAAGAGCGGCUACUGCGUAAAGCAGGGAAACGUGAGAAAGAGUUGGAAACGCCGGUACUUCACCCUGGAUGACUUUUCCAUCAGUUACUUCAAAUGUGAACAGGAUAAGGAGCCCUUGCGAACUAUCCUUCUGAAAGAUGUGUUGAAGACUCACGAAUGUCUAGUCAAAUCUGGUGACCUUCUAAUGCGGGACAAUCUCUUUGAAAUCACCACAACCUACAGGACUUUCUACAUCCAGGGAGAGUCAGGGUGUUUUCAAGCCAGCAGCUUCUCCUGUUGCUACCAGAUAGCAAGUGUCAGGCACUUACUGUGGUUUUUAUACCCCCUUUGCAGUUUUCUCUUGUGGGUGGGGAAAAAGAUGGAGGAAGCAGAAGGAAAACAUGGAAGAAUUCCAAAUGGAAAAGGAGAAAUUGGUUGGUUUCAUGCUUUCAGGGUGGAAUGAUCAAAUUUGCACCUUUCUAAAAAAAAAAAAAA